Molecule: messenger RNA, 2682 nt
Organism: Rotaria sp. Silwood2
Lineage: Eukaryota; Metazoa; Rotifera; Eurotatoria; Philodinida; Philodinidae
Source: the annotation of a GenBank genome assembly
AUGCUCCGCAUCAAAUCUGACGCAUCAACACGCGAACAAAAAUAUGUGGCAUUAAAAUCAGUUGCAAUCGUUUCAAAAAUUCGUUCAUUUGGUGCCGAUGUUAGUAUUACACAACUAUUUCGAAACGAUGAAAAUCAACCAAUCGAAGCUGUAUACUGUUUUCCAAUCGAAGAAAAUGCUGCAAUUUAUUCGUUUGUAGCAAAAAUCGAUGAUCGAGAAAUUCGAGCUCAAUUGAAAGAAAAAAUUGAAGCACAACAAGAAUAUACACAAGCUUUGCAACAAGGUCAUGGUGCUUAUCUUAUGGAACAAGACGAAAAAUCACAAGACAUAUUCAUUAUUAAUGUAGGAGCACUUCUUCCCGGAAAAGAAUGUCAAAUUCAAAUUAUGUACGUGACUGAAUUGGAUCUUGUUAGUCAAAAUAAAAUUCGUUUCGUUGUACCAACAACAAUAGCACCACGAUACAAUCCAUCAGUCGGUGGUAUUUCAUCUCCUGCUGGUACGCAAGCAAAGUAUGUUCAAUCGGCACCGUACGCAAUCGAUUUUGAAUGUCAAAUUGAUAAACUACAUGGAGAAAUAACGAGUGUUUCAUCAUCAUCACAUCCAAUAGCAAUUAAAUUUGAUGACAAUAAAUAUGAAAUAACAUUUGGUCAAAAAAAUACAUUCAUGGAUCGAGACAUUAUUCUAGAUAUUGAACUAUCAACUCGAACAAAUACAAUUUUAGCUAUUGAAAACAAUGAUGAACAUCAAUGGGCCUUAAUGGCAUCGUUUACACCAACGAAUGAAGACUGUAGAAAAGCAUUUAAUACUAGCAAAAAUAUCGACGAUGUUAAUAAUGAAUUUAUUUUUAUUGUCGACUGUAGUGGUUCGAUGCAAGAUGAAAAUAAAAUUGGUCUGGCUCGUCAAGCUAUGGUUUUGUUUCUCAAGAGUUUACCAGUCAACUGUCACUUUAAUAUUAUUCGAUUUGGAUCUGAUUAUAGAACAUUGUUUAAUAAUGUGACAGAAAAAUACAACGAACAAAAUGUAAAACAAGCCGAACAACUGAUUUCACAAAUGUCAGCUGACCUGGGUGGAACUGAACUAUUGAGACCAUUGCAAUGGUUACAAAACCAGGCGCCUGCUGCUGGUCAUUCCAGACAAAUAUUACUAUUGACCGAUGGAGAAAUAUCCAAUGUUACCCAAGUAAUGGAUCUUUGUCGAUCAAUGUCAACAUCAUCAAGAAUCUUUUCGUUCGGUCUUGGUCAUUCUCCAAGUCGAUCGUUAAUUAAAGGUCUUGCUCGUUCAACGAAUGGUCGCUUCACAUUUAUUCCUCCAGGAACAAGUGUCGAUAUUCAUGUUGCUGAACAACUGCAGAAAGCUCUCGAACCAUGCAUUACCAAUGUUAAAAUUAAAUGGAAUAUUCCAUCAUUAGCAUCAGUCAAACUUCAAACUAUUCCAACAGUUGUUCCACCUGUUUAUGCUAAUGAUCGUCUUUUGUUUUAUGCACUGAUCGAAAGUGAUCAAUUCGAUCAUUCCACAACUGUCGAACUCUGGAAUCAUGAAGAAACAAUUCAACUUGGACUAGCGAGAAUCGAUCGUGUACCAGAGAUCACAGACAGAGAUAAUCAAUUAAUAGUCCAUCUGGCAGCUAAGGCUCUAAUUCAAGAAAUUACACAUUCGAAGGAACAACAUGCAGGAUCUCAACAAAUCAGACUUCAACAGAAUAUAGAAGAUGAUAGAAAAAAGAGAGCAAUCGCUACUUCAUUAAAGUAUAAUAUUCUCUGCCCGUACACAGCCUUUAUUGGUAUUGAAACACGUACAGAUCCAUCAGUCAAAAAUGCCAAUUCCAACAUGGUAUUAAGAGAAAUUCCAAUCGAAAUAUCAGCGGAUGAUAAAGUCAUGGCCGGAUUACCACCUGUACUUGGUGGAUUCGGAUCUUCAUUAAAUUCUAACUUAAUCUAUAAUAGUUCAAUGUUUUUUUGUCAACAACAACCAAUGUCUUACAGCUGUUCUAGUACAUUAUCACAACAGUCGACACCAGGAUUUUCUUUUAGUGCACAUUCCAAUUAUCAACAACCUUUUCAAUCAUCCUUCUCAGCUACACAACAGCCACCACCAACAUUUUAUUCUUCUGCAUCUCACAAUAAACGACGAUAUGCUCAAUCGUCUUCCGUACAUCAUGAUCAACAGCAGCAGCAGAAGCAGAAGCAGCAGCAGCAACCAUCAACACCAACAUUUGUUUGUGGUGCAUCUCCACAACAAUCAUCAUUAUUUGGUUCUACUUCAUCAUAUAGUCCAUUACUAACUAACAACUACGUUAGCGUCUCUUCUCUAGCUCCACACAUUAGAGGAGUAAGUCCUUUAUCUUCAUCUUCAAUGACUGAACAAAAAACAUGGCCAUCCAAUGAUCAAGAUAUUGUUCGUCACUUGAUCAAUUUACAAAAAUUUGAUGGACUUUGGAAUUUAAGCAAUGAUGAUAUUCAAAAUCUUUCUCAGAAGUCACUAACAUCUUUUCAUUCGAUUCUCAGUAACGAUUCGACUAUUCUAACAACUGCCAUUGUCAUAAUUAUCUUGGAAACUAAGUAUAGCGCCUUCAAAACCAUGUGGUUAUUUAUGGUAAAUAAAGGAAGAAAACGUUUAAUUGAAUUACUGGGUGACGCAGAAAAAUUUGAAACCUUAAUCAAUGAUAUCAAACAUCAAUUGUAA